UGGACCACGAGGUAUUCAUAGCGUCACCGCUGCCUGCUUCUCUUUUCCUUCAGAUACGAUACGCGGAUUAUAAAAUUCGGCGUGUCGCACAGACGGGGAACGGGGUGGAAAGAAUUAUUUAUCCAUCAUGUCGCUGUCGCAAAGAGUAACGUCGUUUGAAUCGCUGUCGCCGGAACGAGGCAGGUCCCCGGCGGGUUCGCAGAGGAGGAAGUUGAGCUUUAGCCCGUUGCCGGGAAAUUGGGGGGAUGAUUUGGAGCCGCAGGAGCAGGUGGUCGAGGAGAUCGAAACGGUGGCUGCUUUUGAGGUUUCGAAGGGGAAGCGAAUUUUGCAAGUCGCAAUUGCAGUGGUAUACUGUCUCCUCGCUGCCGGUAUCGUCUUCGGAUAUGCAGCGCUCAAACCAGUUCUUAUCCGCGAAGGUGUCUAUCGAGAAUAUUGUACAGAAGAUGAAUUGAAAGAAGGGGUCCGAACUUGCUUUGAGCAAGAGAUACAUUUGAACUUGAUGUUCACAAUUGCUGCGGUCGGCACAAAUGUUGCAGCUUUACCAAUUGGCUCUAUCUUGGAUAACUUUGGUCCAAGGGUAGCUGGUAUCAUAGGAAGCAUUUUCUUGGCAGUUGGAGCUACUCUCUUUGCUUUUGCUGAUGAGUUACCAUUUGAUGGAUUCAUUCCAGGAUAUUUGUUGUUGGCACUUGGAGGAGCUUUCUUCUUGAUCACCUCUUAUCAGCUUUCGAAUACCUUUCCCAAGCAUUCUGGCUUGAUCUUGGCUCUUUUGACUGGUGCCUUUGACACCUCCAGUGCGCUCUUCCUCGUAUAUCGAAUCAUAUAUCAAUGGAGUGAUGGAACUUUCCACAUCAAACAGUUCUUCCUCAUCUAUCUAAUCGUUCCGGCUUUUAUCCUCAUCGCACAGAUAUUCGUCAUGCCUUCGCAAUCGUACAAGACAGUAGGAGAAAUGGUUAAACAGGUCGAAGAUGACGAUUUGUUCGACGAUCAAAUGGACGAAACUACAGCUCUCCUUCGCGAGGAGCGUCGUCAACGUCGUGAUUCCAUUGUCUCGGAAAUAACCGAACUUUUGGGCACCAAGCCGGGCAGUAAACAAGUUAAGCAAGAAGAGCGCAAGAAUAAAAUCUCCGGCGUAUGGGGAGUGUUACACGGAAAAACCGUUGUACAACAAAUCCUGUCUCCGUGGUUCGUUCUUAUUACCCUAUUUACCGUUAUCCAAAUGACACGAAUCAAUUUCUUCGUCGCCACCAUUCGUCCACAAUACGAGUACCUCCUUGGUUCCUACGACAAAGCCGUCGAUGUUAAUACCUUUUUCGAUCUCGCUCUUCCACUAGGAGGCGUCCUCUCAAUCCCUUUCAUUGGCAUCAUUCUCGACAACACCAGUACCACAUUUGUGCUCUCCCUCCUCGUGACCAUCGCGACCACUAUUGGCGUUCUCGGCAUGCUCCCCUUUUCCUGGGCUGCCUAUGCUAAUAUCUCUCUCUUCGUCCUCUACCGUCCCUUCUACUACACCGCCGUAUCCGAUUACUCAGCCAAGGUCUUUGGAUUCCGUACGUUUGGAACGGUAUACGGAUUGAUUAUCUGUUUGGCAGGUCUUCUCAAUUUUAGUCAAAGUGGAUUAGAUGCGCUCCUCCACAAGGUCUUCAACGGAAACCCAGUCCCAAUUAAUGGUAUGCUGAUGGGCUCAGCAUUGGUAGUGGGGAUCAUCCUCUGUGCAUUUGUCGGCUGGAAAGCAUACACCUUGAAGCGAGAUGGCUUGGAAAUGGAGGCAGAAGCUGCGCGAGAAACGGUCAUGCCUGGUGCGGAGAGUCCGGAACGAUUAUAAGUUCUUGAUUAUUUUAUCGAAGUAAUAUUGUUAUUGGAAAAUUGGUUCUUGCGAUUGGAAAUAUAAAUUGAUGGAUGGAUACUUGGAAGCAUGGACCGGCGUUGUUUGGAAUAUUUCUUCGGUCUACUUAUGCAAUUAAUGAGCGAGCGAGCCUGCUUGGUUUGCAUCUGUAUUUGGAUUCGGAGUGGGAGAGUCAUCUCAUACAUACAUGUCUUAUCAUAUCAUAUCUUACCAUACGUAUACGCACUCAUAUAUUAUUUUCUGGGAGUUUUAUUGAAGAGAUGGAUAUCCUGUAUUGGUUGCUAUCGUUAAAAUAUAUUUUAGUAGAAGUAGGUAAUUAUCCACAUACACACAUGAGAAUGUAUAAUUUGUAUU
Botrytis byssoidea is the source of this 2197-nucleotide messenger RNA. RefSeq lists its product as uncharacterized. Gene Ontology annotation, cellular component: fungal-type vacuole membrane. The record is from RefSeq and is a predicted model, not a curated record. Gene Ontology annotation, molecular function: transmembrane transporter activity. Lineage: Eukaryota; Fungi; Ascomycota; Leotiomycetes; Helotiales; Sclerotiniaceae. The transcript is spliced from 3 exons. Gene Ontology annotation, biological process: transmembrane transport. Bases 128 to 1822 code for a protein of 564 amino acids.